GGUGAAAUAGCCAAUCGCGCUCCUCCUCCUCCACACGAGCGAACGAAGAUGGCGCAGGGCGGCACGGUCCCCAGCGAUCUCUACCAGCAUGUGUACUCGUUUCUCGUGGGAAAUAAGUUCGCCAAAGCCGCGAAAGAGUUCUUAAAGCAGGCUAAAGUGAAACCUCAAGACCAAAAUGAGGACAGUCUCCUGGACAUCUUCAAUUUUUGGGUGAAGUCCCCAGAAACCAAAAAGCGCAAAGCGGUCACCAGUGGCCCUGCGGCGGUCAACGGCCCAUCGGCCAAGAAAGCAAAGAAAGAUGCGGUGAGUUCAAGUAGUGAGGACUCCAGCAGUGAAGAGGAAGCUGCAGCACCUGCCAAGAAAGCCGUACAAGCGAAAGCUCCUGCUCCAAAGAAGCCAGCAGCUGUAGCUGCUAAAAAGAGCAGUAGCUCUGAAGACUCCAGCGACUCGGAAGAAGAAGCUCAGGCUAAAACGGCAGCAAAGAAGCCUGCAGCUGUGAAACCUGCUGUUCAGCCUGCAGCAGCAGCCAGGAAGAAAGACGCCAGUUCCAGCAGUGAGGAGUCAGACUCUGAGGAGGAGCCGGCCAAAACUCCAGCAACAGGAGCAAAGACCAAGCCUGUGGCAGGGACCCCUAAACCGGCGUCCACUCCAGUGUCUGCAGCUCAGAAGAAGCAGGACAGUAGCAGCAGUGAGGACAGCUCAAGUGAAUCCGAGGACGAGGCUCCAGCUAAGACAGCAGUAAAAACACCAGUCCCGGUGAAGACCCCUCCAGCUAAACCCGCGGCCCCUGCAGACUCCAGCAGUGAGGAGUCAUCCUCCGAUGAGGAAGAUGCACCUCCUACUAAGAAACCCAAGACUGGACAAUUCAAUGCCGUCCCGCCCCCUGGAACACUGACCGCUCCAGCCAAAGCCCCUGCUGCCAAAGCUGCUCCGGCUAAAGCAGCCCCAGCUAAGAAAGCACCUAAAAAGGUCGCUCCUGCUCAGAAAAAGGACUCUUCGAGUUCAGAUUCUUCAAGCUCAGAGGAUGAAGCAGCAAAGCCAGCUGUCAAAGUCACACCGGCAAAAGCUGCAUCUGCUAAAUCUACACCUGCAAAAGUUGCUCAAGCUAAAACCACACCUGCUAAAGUCACCCCGGCUGCAGACAAGUCUUCAUCUUCGAGCUCAGAAGACUCUGACGAUGAGGAGGAGGCGGCCAAGAAACCGGCAGCUAAAGUUGUCCCUGUUAAACCUGCGCCAGCCAAGAAAACGCCAGCUAAAGUCAAGCCCGCUGCAAGAGAAUCGUCAUCAUCUAGCUCCGAGUCGGAGGAAGACAAACCGGCCACAAAACCAACCCCAGCCAAGGCUGCUCCUGCUAAAGCUGCUCCUCCAAAGACAACCCCUGCUAAGAAAGACGAUUCCUCAAGUUCAGACAGCUCUGAGGAUGAGGCACCUGCCAAACCAGCAGCAAAGUCCAAGCCUUCGAGCACUCCUAAACCUGCAGCCAAGCCCGCUGAAUCCAGCUCUGACUCGGACAGCUCUUCAGAUGAAGAACCUCAAAAGAAACCUGCCAGCAGACCGGUAUCCAAACCUGCUACCCCAGCAAAACCUGCCCCAGCCAAUGCUGAAUCCAGCUCUGACUCGGACAGCUCUUCAGAUGAAGAACCUCAAAAGAAACCUGCCAGCAGACCAGUAUCCAAACGCACCCCAGCUAAACCUGCAGUUGCAGCUAAACCAGCCGAUAGCAGUUCUGACUCUGAAACCGACAGCUCUGACUCUGAAGACGAGACUCCAGCUGCAAAGAAAGCUAAACCAGCAGCGGCUGCUACUACUAAGAGCCCUGCCCCUGCCUCCAAACCACCUGCUCCAGCAGCUGAGUCCAGCAGCAGUGAUUCGGACAGCUCCAGUGAAGACGAGAAGAAGGUGAAGACUGUGAAGACGCCCAAAGCAGCAGCAGCAGCUAAGCCGGCCGUGACUCCAGUUAGUGCGAAGAAAGCCAAGAGCAGUAGCUCUGAAUCUGACAGCUCAGACUCUGAGACCGAGGCUAAGAAGACUCCCGCCAAGCCUGCAGUCACCAACGGAAAGGCUGCUACAACAAAAACCCCCACCUCUGCAGCAAAAACGCCGGCUAAAAAGACAGCAGAGUCUUCAUCCUCGAGUGACAGCGGUUCUGAUGAAGAAGAGUCGCCUAAAACACCAGCUGCGAAAACGCCACCUGCUACAAAAGCACAGGCUGCUAAGGCCAAAGCAGACAGCAGCUCGUCUGAGGACUCUUCAUCGGAGGAAGAGGAAACGACGGCCAAGACUCCCGCCACAACAAACGGCACAAAGAGCAAAAAAAAGGGCAAAGAGGAAGAAACGACAACACCCAAGAAUACAAAAAUCGCCACAUCCACACCUCAGACUUUUCCCAGAACCAAACAGAAGGUAAAGGGCUGUGAUUGUGAGCAUGCUUGUGUUGAUAUGGGAGCCAACGGUGACUGGGGCCAGAAGGCCAACAGCGUGCUUAAAUUUACUAAGGGCAAAUCUUUCCGGCAUGAGAAGACCAAGAAGAAGCGUGGCAGUUAUAGAGGCGGCGCAAUCUCCACCUCGGUGAACUCCAUUAAGUUUGACAGUGACUGA
Sinocyclocheilus grahami is the source of this 2598-nucleotide messenger RNA. Its product is annotated as nucleolar and coiled-body phosphoprotein 1-like. The record is from RefSeq and is a predicted model, not a curated record. Gene Ontology annotation, molecular function: protein binding. Gene Ontology annotation, cellular component: nucleoplasm; nucleolus. NCBI's taxonomy places the organism in Eukaryota, Metazoa, Chordata, Actinopteri, Cypriniformes, Cyprinidae.